This is a messenger RNA of Mytilinidion resinicola, 264 nucleotides long. RefSeq lists its product as uncharacterized. The annotation marks the transcript as partial. Lineage: Eukaryota; Fungi; Ascomycota; Dothideomycetes; Mytilinidiales; Mytilinidiaceae. The record is from RefSeq and is a predicted model, not a curated record. The transcript has a single exon.
AGCCAGCAAUACUUAACCCCAGACGAAGAGAAAGCUGUCAUUAAAUUCUUAUUACUAAUGUCUAAUCUCGGGCAGCCAGUGCGCAUAAAGUUUAUACCUUCGCUAGCCUUUUGUGUCGCCCGCAACCGAUUAAAGAAUAAACCAAUCAAGCCUCCGGGCAAGAACUGGGCUCGGGGCUUUAAGAAACGCCAUCCAGAACUUAAAGCUAAAACUGUUAGAGCGAUUAACUGGAAACGACAUAGGAAUAACAUAUAUAAUAAGAUU